Caenorhabditis bovis is the source of this 1107-nucleotide messenger RNA. Lineage: Eukaryota; Metazoa; Nematoda; Chromadorea; Rhabditida; Rhabditidae. The record is from the annotation of a GenBank genome assembly.
AUGAGCGCGAUUGCUCAGACGAACGCGCCGCCGCCAUCGGCACCAACCGCGCCAAUUCAUCAUUUCGGCGAGCAGGAAUUCAUGAUGCAUCAGCUGCAGUGGAAUCCGACGGCGAUGCCGUUUGGAUCGUUCAAGGUGCAGAAGCAAUCGACGACGCCGUACUCGGACGCGACGAAUUGCAAGAAGAGCUCGAAUCACAUCAAGCGUCCGAUGAACGCGUUCAUGGUUUGGUCGCAAAUGGAGCGACGCAAAAUCUGCGAACAUCAGCCGGACAUGCACAACGCGGAAAUCUCGAAACAGUUGGGCUCGCGUUGGCGUCAUCUCACCGAAGAGGAAAAGGCGCCGUUCGUCGCCGAAGCCGAACGAUUGAGAGUCAUGCAUAUGCAGGAAUACCCAGACUACAAGUAUAAGCCGAGGAAGAAGCCGAAAAAGAAUCCGGACGGUUCGAUUCAGCAGGCGGCGUCGAAUCAGCGCGGCGUCUCGCCGAAUCGCCAACGAAAACGAGCGCAUCCCGUCGAGCAGCAUCGUCAGAUGGCGGCGAAAUCGAUGAAAAUCGAGCCGGUCUGGACGGCCGACGAUCAUCAGAAGGCGAUCAAAAUGCAACUCCAUCAUCAGCAGCAUCAGCAGCAGCAAUCGUUCGCCUCGUAUCCGUCGCCGUCCGAAUAUGGGCAUGCGCCGUUGACGCCCGAAUCGGGCUUCUACGACGACUUCUACGGACACGCGGCGUUCCAUCAGAGUCCGUCGGCGGCGUCGGCGAUUCCGACGAUGCGAAUGCCGAUCGAUCAUCCGAUGAUGCACUUCCCGCAUGGCCAUCCGUUCUAUUUGUCGCCGUGCACACAGGAUCAGGACGACAUGCGCUCACUGUCGUCGGGCUCAUCCGGUUACGGUAGUGUGCCGGGCGGCGACGUCACCGAGAUGCCAUCGACAUCAUCAUCAGCAUCAUCAUCAUCAUCAUCGUCAACGACGACAACCACCACCACCAGCUCGUCGACACCAUUCGGCAGCACGUCGGCGAUCGACGAGCUGUCGACGAUCUGCCCGACGAUCACCGAGUUGCCGUUCAUCGGCUCCGGCGUCUGGGAGGAGAUCUACAAGACAAUCUUCUAA